AUGCCACAACCAAAGAAAACCGUUUUAUUGAAGGUUAUUAUCCUUGGUGACUCUGGCGUUGGAAAGACUUCUCUUAUGAAUCAAUACGUUAACAAGCGUUUCUCUAAUCAAUACAAGGCUACUAUUGGCGCUGAUUUCCUAACAAAGGAGGUUGUAGUUGAUGAUAGAGUGGUUACUAUUCAACUCUGGGACACCGCUGGUCAAGAACGAUUCCAAUCCUUAGGCGUUGCUUUCUAUCGUGGCGCUGAUUGUUGCGUUUUGGUGUACGACGUUAACAACGCAAAGUCAUUCGAAACCCUUGACAGCUGGAGAGACGAAUUCCUUAUCCAAGCUUCUCCCCAAGACCCCGUUAACUUCCCUUUUGUCCUUCUUGGUAAUAAAAUUGAUACUGAGGACUCUAAACGCGCCGUCUCUCAAAAGAAAGCAACCAAUUGGUGUCAAUCUAAAGGUAACAUCCCUUACUUUGAAACUUCUGCUAAAGAAGCCAUCAACGUUGAACAAGCUUUUCAAACUAUCGCACGCAACGCUUUAGUUCAAGAAGCUGAGGUUGAGUUAUACGCAAACUACCCUGAUCCUAUCAGAAUCGAUCAAGACAGCUCUCAAUCUUAUGGUAGAUGUGAGUGUUAG
Wallemia ichthyophaga EXF-994 is the source of this 627-nucleotide messenger RNA. RefSeq names its product Ras-related protein Rab-7a. Gene Ontology annotation, biological process: regulation of vacuole fusion, non-autophagic. Gene Ontology annotation, cellular component: phagocytic vesicle; late endosome; fungal-type vacuole membrane. The transcript is spliced from 5 exons. Gene Ontology annotation, molecular function: GTPase activity; GTP binding. The record is from RefSeq and is a predicted model, not a curated record. NCBI's taxonomy places the organism in Eukaryota, Fungi, Basidiomycota, Wallemiomycetes, Wallemiales, Wallemiaceae. The coding region runs from base 1 to 627 and encodes 208 amino acids.